UGCGCGGGCCGGCCCUUCUUGCGAGAUUCUACCGACAUGAUUCGCCCGUGCGAUCCCGGCUGGCCCGCCGUGAAAACUCUGAAGCCAGAUCCGCGAGAUGCGGAUGCCCUCUCCCUGCCCUUGCGCCUGGGAAGCGUGCCGGUGUCGUCGUCGUUGCGCCCGCGCAUCGCAUCGUGAAGGCUGGUGGUGGUGCCGGUGUAAUCAUGAGGGCGCCGCCGGGCCGCAGUCUCCCGACGACGACGACGACGACGACCCCGCGCCCGCUCACUCUCUGCGGCCUCAACACCAUUCGCAUGACGCUCUCGUUCUGCCGCCGUGUCAGGCGACGCUGGUUCCAACUAACUCCCACCUCACCUGCCGCCAGCCCUGCCCUGUGGCUCGCUCGCAAGGUGAACCCUCUCUCGCCGCUCUCGCUCGUCCGCCCAUGGUGUCAUCUGUCCAACUUUCUCCGCUCCAGGGCUCCCUCUGCCGGGCGCGAGUCAUCUCACCGCUUCCUCGCCGACCCGCCUUCCCUGCCUGUUUUCGUCCCUUGACAUCCCUUCUGUGUUGCGCUUCUAUUAUCGUGAGGAGUUCCCGGUGUAAGGUACCAGGCCGCCGCAUCUCCAUCUGGCUGGCGCACCGCCUGCCCUGGGGCGAUCCGAGGCAAACACUGCAGCUCCUGUGUUGCCGUGCUGUCCCACAUCCACAUGCCGAAUCCUCUCGUACCGGCCUGAUGGAAACUGCUCUGCAUUUCUCUAUCCGCCCGUCAUUCGUCAGUCGUCCUAUUUUUCUCCCUCAUUUUCCUUUCGGCCUUAAAGUUAUCGCGUGGUUUGCGUCAAGCCCUCGCCUGACAGCCGUGGGCCGAAAAAAGUGGCAAGCAAAAUCCCGCCUUCGCCAGCCAAUGAAGCCGUUGGGUUCUGCUUUUCCUGUUUGUGGCCGCUACCCGCAAUCGUGUAACAGAUAAUAGGGCAAGUAAGACAAUCCAUCCCAAACCAAAGUGGAGCACCAAGGAAUGCGGCCAUUCGAGGUGCCGCGACGGCGCCAUUGUCCCUUCUGAAGCCCGGGGCGGCGCCGGCACCGCGGACAGGCACAGCCACCGUUAGAGCCCAUGUGCAAGAGCUGCUUGCUCUGGAUCCGGAUCGACCG
Molecule: messenger RNA, 1125 nt
Organism: Trematosphaeria pertusa
Lineage: Eukaryota; Fungi; Ascomycota; Dothideomycetes; Pleosporales; Trematosphaeriaceae
Exons: 1
Coding region: 98-943 (281 amino acids)
Source: RefSeq, a predicted model, not a curated record